AUGGGUAUUGAAAAUGCACAUCUGGAACGUAGUUACAUUUGUGAGGCUGUGACAAACUGGUACUUUUGGACAGUCUUACUGAUUAUCGAUAGCACUGCAUCCAACACAUUUGUCUCGAUCGUCAUCAAAGGUAUGGGCUUCGACAAAUUCCUGGCUCUCGUGCUCUAUUUUCCCUUAGGAGCUAUGUCAAUCAUGACCGCUGUAAGACCCGGGCACCUGGGUCGCAAGAUUCCCAAAUCCCGUCAUCAUAUCUAUACCGCCGCCUGUGUACUUGUAAUUUUCAAAUGCUGCCUUCUAUGGAAGCUGCCAAGCUCCAAUACCGGUGGUAGCCUUGUCGGCGUCUACCUUGUUACCUUCUUCGGUUUAUGUUACGUCCAGGUCAUUGCCCUCGGCAAUAGCAACUUUGCCUGCUAUACCAAAAAGUCAGUAUAUGCUGCUGGUGUGUUUAUGACCUACCGUGUAGGAUAUAUAAUAGGCCCACUGCUUUUCGGUACGUGGACAGAAGUUCAAUCUGUUGCUACUCAAAUACAAUGUCUUACUUUCAUCAGAAAAUUUGGACUACGAUACGGCCAGGCCUUCACCAGCGUUAUGGUUUGCUUUGCUGUUGCCGUUGUUAUCUGCGAAACUACCCGCUUCAUGCUUCAAUGCGAGAAUACCAGAAGGGAUAGAGAGUACGGGCUUUCGAGAGAAAGCCACGGUCUGAAGAUGUGA
Molecule: messenger RNA, 711 nt
Organism: Penicillium taxi
Lineage: Eukaryota; Fungi; Ascomycota; Eurotiomycetes; Eurotiales; Aspergillaceae
Exons: 3
Coding region: 1-711 (236 amino acids)
Cellular component (GO): membrane
Molecular function (GO): transmembrane transporter activity
Source: RefSeq, a predicted model, not a curated record